This is a messenger RNA of Cooperia oncophora, 3885 nucleotides long. Lineage: Eukaryota; Metazoa; Nematoda; Chromadorea; Rhabditida; Trichostrongylidae. The record is from the annotation of a GenBank genome assembly.
AUGGAACCGUCACCAACUGCAGCAAAUACAUCUUCCACAGUGAAGCCGACAACUACAGCUGAGUCUGCUUCGACUUCGAUGGAACCGUCACCAACUCAAGCAAAUGCAUCAUCCACAGUAAAGCCGACAACAACAACCGAGUCUGCUUCGACUUCGAUGGAACCGUCACCAACUCAAGCAAAUGCAUCAUCCACAGUGAGGCCGACAACAACAGCUGAGUCUGCUUCGACUUCGAUGGAACCGUCACCAACUGCAGCAAAUACAUCUUCCACAGUGAAGCCGACAACUACAGCUGAGUCUGCUUCGACUUCGAUGGAACCGUCACCAACUGCAGCAAAUGCAUCUUCCACAGUGAAGCCGACAACUACAGCUGAGUCUGCUUCGACUUCGAUGGAACCGUCACCAACUCAAGCAAAUGCAUCAUCCACAGUGAGGCCGACAACAACAACCGAGUCUGCUUCAGCUUCGAUGGAACCGUCACCAACUGCGGCAAAUGCAUCUUCCACAGUGAAGCCGACAACUACAGCUGAGUCUGCUUCGACUUCGAUGGAACCGUCACCAACUGCGGCAAAUGCAUCUUCCACAGUGAAGCCGACAACAACAACCGAGUCUGCUUCGACUUCGAUGGAACCGUCACCAACUCAAGCAAAUGCAUCAUCCACAGUAAAGCCGACAACAACAACCGAGUCUGCUUCGACUUCGAUGGAACCGUCACCAACUGCAGCAAAUGCAUCUUCCACAGUGAAGCCGACAACUACAGCUGAGUCUGCUUCGACUUCGAUGGAACCGUCACCAACUGCAGCAAAUACAUCUUCCACAGUGAAGCCGACAACUACAGCUGAGUCUGCUUCGACUUCGAUGGAACCGUCACCAACUCAAGCAAAUGCAUCAUCCACAGUGAGGCCGACAACAACAACCAAGUCUGCUUCAGCUUCGAUGGAACCGUCACCAACUGCGGCAAAUGCAUCUUCCACAGUGAAGCCGACAACUACAGCUGAGUCUGCUUCGACUUCGAUGGAACCGUCACCAACUGCAGCAAAUACAUCUUCCACAGUGAAGCCGACAACUACAGCUGAGUCUGCUUCGACUUCGAUGGAACCGUCACCAACUCAAGCAAAUGCAUCAUCCACAGUAAAGCCGACAACAACAACCGAGUCUGCUUCGACUUCGAUGGAACCGUCACCAACUCAAGCAAAUGCAUCAUCCACAGUGAGGCCGACAACAACAGCUGAGUCUGCUUCGACUUCGAUGGAACCGUCACCAACUGCAGCAAAUGCAUCUUCCACAGUGAGGCCGACAACAACAACCAAGUCUGCUUCAGCUUCGAUGGAACCGUCACCAACUGCGGCAAAUGCAUCUUCCACAGUGAAGCCGACAACUACAGCUGAGUCUGCUUCGACUUCGAUGGAACCGUCACCAACUGCAGCAAAUGCAUCUUCCACAGUGAAGCCGACAACUACAGCUGAGUCUGCUUCGACUUCGAUGGAACCGUCACCAACUCAAGCAAAUGCAUCUUCCACAGUGAAGCCGACAACAACAGCUGAGUCUGCUUCGACUUCGAUGGAACCGUCACCAACUGCAGCAAAUACAUCUUCCACAGUGAAGCCGACAACUACAGCUGAGUCUGCUUCGACUUCGAUGGAACCGUCACCAACUCAAGCAAAUGCAUCAUCCACAGUGAGGCCGACAACAACAACCGAGUCUGCUUCGACUUCGAUGGAACCGUCACCAACUCAAGCAAAUGCAUCUUCCACAGUAAAGCCGACAACAACAACCGAGUCUGCUUCGACUUCGAUGGAACCGUCACCAACUGCAGCAAAUGCAUCUUCCACAGUGAAGCCGACAACUACAGCUGAGUCUGCUUCGACUUCGAUGGAACCGUCACCAACUCAAGCAAAUGCAUCAUCCACAGUAAAGCCGACAACAACAACCGAGUCUGCUUCGACUUCGAUGGAACCGUCACCAACUGCAGCAAAUGCAUCUUCCACAGUGAAGCCGACAACUACAGCUGAGUCUGCUUCGACUUCGAUGGAACCGUCACCAACUGCGGCAAAUGCAUCUUCCACAGUGAAGCCGACAACAACAACCGAGUCUGCUUCGACUUCGAUGGAACCGUCACCAACUCAAGCAAAUGCAUCAUCCACAGUGAGGCCGACAACAACAACCAAGUCUGCUUCAGCUUCGAUGGAACCGUCACCAACUGCGGCAAAUGCAUCUUCCACAGUGAAGCCGACAACUACAGCUGAGUCUGCUUCGACUUCGAUGGAACCGUCACCAACUGCAGCAAAUGCAUCUUCCACAGUGAAGCCGACAACUACAGCUGAGUCUGCUUCGACUUCGAUGGAACCGUCACCAACUCAAGCAAAUGCAUCAUCCACAGUAAAGCCGACAACAACAACCGAGUCUGCUUCGACUUCGAUGGAACCGUCACCAACUCAAGCAAAUGCAUCAUCCACAGUGAGGCCGACAACAACAGCUGAGUCUGCUUCGACUUCGAUGGAACCGUCACCAACUGCAGCAAAUACAUCUUCCACAGUGAAGCCGACAACUACAGCUGAGUCUGCUUCGACUUCGAUGGAACCGUCACCAACUCAAGCAAAUGCAUCAUCCACAGUGAGGCCGACAACAACAACCAAGUCUGCUUCAGCUUCGAUGGAACCGUCACCAACUGCGGCAAAUGCAUCUUCCACAGUGAAGCCGACAACUACAGCUGAGCCUGCUUCGACUUCGAUGGAACCGUCACCAACUGCAGCAAAUGCAUCUUCCACAGUGAAGCCGACAACAACAACCGAGUCUGCUUCGACUUCGAUGGAACCGUCACCAACUGCAGCAAAUGCAUCUUCCACAGUGAAGCCGACAACAACAACCGAGUCUGCUUCGACUUCGAUGGAACCGUCACCAACUCAAGCAAAUGCAUCAUCCACAGUGAGGCCGACAACAACAGCUGAGUCUGCUUCGACUUCGAUGGAACCGUCACCAACUGCAGCAAAUACAUCUUCCACAGUGAAGCCGACAACUACAGCUGAGUCUGCUUCGACUUCGAUGGAACCGUCACCAACUCAAGCAAAUGCAUCAUCCACAGUGAGGCCGACAACAACAACCAAGUCUGCUUCGACUUCGAUGGAACCGUCACCAACUGCGGCAAAUGCAUCUUCCACAGUGAAGCCGACAACUACAGCUGAGUCUGCUUCGACUUCGAUGGAACCGUCACCAACUGCAGCAAAUGCAUCUUCCACAGUGAAGCCGACAACAACAACCGAGUCUGCUUCGACUUCGAUGGAACCGUCACCAACUGCAGCAAAUGCAUCUUCCACAGUGAAGCCGACAACAACAACCGAGUCUGCUUCGACUUCGAUGGAACCGUCACCAACUGCAGCAAAUGCAUCUUCCACAGUGAAGCCGACAACUACAGCUGAGUCUGCUUCGACUUCGAUGGAACCGUCACCAACUGCGGCAAAUGCAUCUUCCACAGUGAAGCCGACAACUACAGCUGAGUCUGCUUCGACUUCGAUGGAACCGUCACCAACUGCAGCAAAUGCAUCUUCCACAGUGAAGCCGACAACUACAGCUGAGUCUGCUUCGACUUCGAUGGAACCGUCACCAACUCAAGCAAAUGCAUCAUCCACAGUGAGGCCGACAACAACAACCAAGUCUGCUUCGACUUCGAUGGAACCGUCACCAACUGCGGCAAAUGCAUCUUCCACAGUGAAGCCGACAACUACAGCUGAGCCUGCUUCGACUUCGAUGGAACCGUCACCAACUGCAGCAAAUGCAUCUUCCACAGUGAGGCCGACAACAACAACCGAGUCUGCUUCGACUUCGAUGGAAGCCGUCACCAACUGCAGCAAAUGCAUCUUCCACAGUGAAGCCGACAACUACAGCUGA